Molecule: messenger RNA, 1007 nt
Organism: Cucurbita moschata (crookneck pumpkin)
Lineage: Eukaryota; Viridiplantae; Streptophyta; Magnoliopsida; Cucurbitales; Cucurbitaceae
Product: NADPH-dependent aldehyde reductase 1, chloroplastic-like
Exons: 3
Coding region: 85-966 (293 amino acids)
Molecular function (GO): oxidoreductase activity
Source: RefSeq, a predicted model, not a curated record
UCAAACAUUCCAUUAUCUUCCAUUUUAACACUCUCUCAUCAUCUGCAAGAGCUCUUGAGCUUUCUUUCAAUAUCAAUUGCUUCAAUGGCUAGUGAAGGGCAUAAGUUUCCUCCCCAAAAGCAACCAACCCAGCCAGGGAAAGAGCAUGUCAUGGACCCUCCUCCUCAAUUCACAAGCUUUCAAUACAAGCCCUCCAACAAGCUUCUCGGCAGGGUGGCGCUCGUGACCGGUGGCGAUUCUGGGAUCGGCCGAGCGGUGUGCCAUUGCUUCGCGCUUGAGGGAGCCACUGUGGCGUUCACCUAUGUGAAGAAUCAAGAGGAGAAGGACGCCCGAGAUAUGCUUGGGAUUCUCCGGGAAUGUCAGGCCGCUGAUGCUAAGCCGCCGAUUGCUGUUGGCACCGACUUGGGGUUCGACGAGAACUGUAAACAGGCGAUCGACGAGGUUGUGGCAGCGUACGGUCGGAUUGAUGUUUUAGUCAACGCUGCAGCUGAGCAGCACAAGACGCACUCCGUGGAGGAGAUUGAUGAGCAAAGGCUCGAGAGAGUUUUCAGAACUAACAUAUUCUCUCAAUUCUUCAUGGUCAAACAUGCAUUGAAGCACAUGAAAGAAGGCAGCUCAAUCAUAAACACAACAUCAGUAGUGGCGUACAAGGGCAGCCCCCAGCUGCUAGACUACGCAGCGACGAAAGGCGCGAUCGUGGCGUUCACACGAGGUCUGGCCCAUCAGCUGGCUAGCAGAGGGAUAAGAGUGAACGGAGUGGUGCCGGGUCCGAUAUGGACGCCAUUGAUUCCAGCUUCCUUCGACAAGGAAGAGAUUGAAAGCUUUGGAAGUGAAGUUCCAAUGAAGCGAGCUGGGCAGCCAAUUGAGGUUGGUCCGUCGUAUGUGUUCCUCGCCUGCAACCACUGCUCUUCCUACUUCACUGGCCAAAUCCUCCAUCCCAACGGUGGGAGCAUUGUGAAUGGGUAAAUUUGAAUCGAGGUGGGUGGGAUCUAAGGGUGAAUUUUUUU